Messenger RNA from Anopheles cruzii, 1344 nucleotides. RefSeq names its product enolase-binding protein-like. The record is from RefSeq and is a predicted model, not a curated record. Lineage: Eukaryota; Metazoa; Arthropoda; Insecta; Diptera; Culicidae. Bases 1 to 1191 code for a protein of 396 amino acids. The transcript has 5 exons.
AUGGCUGUAGGAAAACUAAUUGCGGCUGCAGCUGCAGCAUUGCUGAUUGCAGCAACUAUCGAAUCCUCUACUAUCACCAGUAGUCAUGUAUUAGUUAACAGUAGACUUGAAAUCAGUGUCGAGUCUCUGUUAUCGGAAAUCUGUGGUGUAAAUUCGUCAUUGCUUAGCAUUUCGGUAAAAUCGCUAAGCAGCGAGUUCAGCGAUCGGACUGUCGAGCAUCUGUGUGGUGAGCAGAAAACGACCUCGGUUUUGCUAUGGAUUCCAACCGGAAAUUUCGGUGAUCUUUCGGACACUGGAUCGUCCAAGCGUUACCUGGGUAAGAGCAUUGGCGAUGAAGAGUUUGCCGAAUAUUGUAGCUACGAUGUAACGACUAACAAGUGUGCCACGGUUAAUGGCGGUGUGGACGGAGUGGUGUUACUGUUGGCAGAGAAAUACCCCGAACGGUACGAGUUGCGCGAUUUAGUAUUUAAAAAGUGGACCAACACUACUCGACUCGGAUCGCCCCUGCUGGCAUACGCUACACUGAAAAACCGCGACGCCGCUUAUCGAUAUGUGGAUCAGGAUAUUUCUUAUCUAGCCGAUACGAGGGUCGAGUACAUCCUUCCGGACAUUGUGGCGCAGGGUGUGUCGCUGUCAGUUUAUCGAGGAAAAACGGAGACAUACAAAUUGAUCACUGGUGAAACCUACUACAGUCGCAAUUUCAAGACCGUAAAUGCUAUCCGGUACAUGAGUCCUUACAGCACAAUAAAUAUAACGGUCAUGGGAUCCGAAGGACGUGAUUAUCGCGAGUUCCGCGCCAAGCUGAUUACAGUUUACUCUGAUGAAGAGGGGUACGGUUGGUCUAAGUUACUUGCGGCGAUAGACGGAGCGAUGAUUGAAACGAAGCUCACUGAAACGCACGUUGAGUAUGCUCAGCCGGUAAACCUGUACGACACUCAGCCACCAGAAGCCGGGAACAUGGUGGUCACCAACAGUGAGCCUCAACCAAUUAAAGCGAAAUCGGAAAAUAUUCACAUACACAUUAACGAAUUUGACUUGGGGCAAGUGUAUCCCGGAUUUCGUAACUUCGCAAUAGGCGCCGCUAUUUUGGUUUUCUCCAUACUAGGUAUAGCACUCAUCGACAUCAUACGGCGGACCGUGGCAAAUCAUCGUGCGAAACGGUUGCGUAUAGGAAAGUACAGUCGAACGUAGCAUAAUUACAGUUCGCAAAUUAUUAAACACACCUUGCACGGUCUAUUUAAAAUUGUAGUGCGUUUCGCAUUUUAUUAGCAUAUUCACAAGUAUUAGUGUAUAGUUAAUUUGUUUGUUCAAAGAGACACAGCGUGUAUUUAAAAUGAAAUAAAA